AGACUGGCGAGCUCUAGGGCGGGAAAAAUGAUUGUGCAUGAAUAUGAUGCGCGCGCAAAACAAGACUGCAUCUACUUUGUGACGUGACGGCAGACGUGACGUACAUCAAACAAACGACCAGAGCAACCUUUCUUACUUGGACACUACCACCAUGAGGCGUUCAUCUGUCGAUCAGUGGUUCCACAGCGCUAAGAAGGGAAAAGAUGCGGAUCUCACAAAACUGAUAGAAAAACGUAAAGCAUGGGAUGUGGAUAUCAGGGAUGUUAAGUUCCGCUCUGCGCUCUUCCUGGCGGCAAAGGCUGGCAAAUUUGCGGCGGUAGAACAACUGCUGAACCACGGCGCGGACCCUAACAGACAUUCCCGUUUUGGCACGCCUGCACACGCCGCCGCAGAAGAAGGCCACGAGGAAUGCUUUCGUCUUCUCAUCAGCCGCGGCGCACAGCUAGACCUCAGGAACCACCAGGGGGUGACCGUGUUAGAGUGCGCCAAGGAGGCCUGGGGAACACCGAAGACUAAUAGGAUUAUCAAGAGUGCAGAGGAGAUUAAGUUCGACGCAUUGAAGAAACGCAAGGCGUCUGUCUCGAGCGAGCAAGAUAGCCCUGAGGAGGGAGUCUUAUUAUCACCAUUACCCGAAGUGCAGUUCGAGGAACUCGAGCAAGACCAGGAUCACGUGGUUGCAAAAGGUCCUCACAGCCUCUACAUCAAGGGAAGGAUGGGCACGUGUGACGUCAUCAUCAAAAAAUACAGCCGUGAAGUUAGCGAGGAGGCUCUGCGUGAUCAAUUUGCCAAUGAACUAAAUGUUAUGAGUACUCUCCGUCAUCCGAACAUCCUACUGCUCAUGUCCGCCUGCACAGGGCCGCUGCCCGAUCACUUCCGGCUCGUGUUUGAGCCCGUUGAGCGCGGAUUUCUGCACAGGCUUCUCCACGUAGACAAAGAGCCUCUAGACGAGGAUACUGUGCUUGACAUCGGGCAUGACGUGGCGUGCGGGCUGCUCUAUACGCACCAGAGAGGGUUCAUACACUGCUACCUCGGCUCACACAGCGUAGUCAUCAGUGAGAGUUAUAAUGCAAAGAUAUGCAAUUUCAAUUACGCACAAGCGGUUAAAGAAAGCGACUCUAGUGGCGAACCCAUCAGCCACUGCGAACCCCUGUACGAAUGGAUGGCGCCUGAACAGCUCCGGGGUAAGCCCGCUGACAAGCUGGGCGACGUGUACAGCUUCGGCGUGAUGGUGUGGGAAUGCGUGACGCGCAAGCGACCCUUUGAUAACAUCGCCAACUUCAAGCAAGUGAUGGGCCUUGUGGAUCCACGCAUGCGCAAAGUGUCCAGUAAAUGGAGCCAGAACAUCCGGGUUCUUAUCAAAGACUGCAUCAGGCCUGCUAAGGAACGGCCUAGCUCAGAACAGGUUUUUGAAUGGCUUGACGGCCUCGUCAACUACAGGCUCGUCAACACACGGCCCCUGACGACAGUACUUGAACAUUGCCCUCCCCUCUUUCCCAAGGUCAAGGUCAAGCUUGAACGCAAAUAAAUCCUCGGAAGCGUCAUCCCAGUACGUUACUUGAUAUUGAAUCGCAGCUAGAGACACGUGGAAUAGUUAUACGGUGACAAGAUAGUGAGUGACGAAAUUGUUAAAAUAUUUGAUUUUUAUGUAAAGUUCUAAUAGAUAUAUACAGUUAUUGCGUAUCCAGCAAUGUUAGUCUAAUAUAUAGAAUAAUCAGUAUUCUAAAAUGUUUCUUUUCUAU
Nematostella vectensis (starlet sea anemone) is the source of this 1739-nucleotide messenger RNA. RefSeq names its product dual specificity protein kinase shkC. The transcript has 7 exons. Lineage: Eukaryota; Metazoa; Cnidaria; Anthozoa; Actiniaria; Edwardsiidae. Gene Ontology annotation, molecular function: ATP binding; protein binding; protein kinase activity. The record is from RefSeq and is a predicted model, not a curated record. Gene Ontology annotation, biological process: male meiotic nuclear division; attachment of spindle microtubules to kinetochore; mitotic spindle assembly checkpoint signaling. Bases 152 to 1525 code for a protein of 457 amino acids.